Hordeum vulgare subsp. vulgare (domesticated barley) is the source of this 1093-nucleotide messenger RNA. Its product is annotated as expansin-like A1. Lineage: Eukaryota; Viridiplantae; Streptophyta; Magnoliopsida; Poales; Poaceae. Gene Ontology annotation, cellular component: extracellular region. Bases 24 to 839 code for a protein of 271 amino acids. The transcript is spliced from 3 exons. The record is from RefSeq and is a predicted model, not a curated record.
CCCGCAACGAAAGAAGAGAAACGAUGGCCGUCUCUCUCGGCUCCAUCCUUUUGCUCCCGCUCCUCUUCCUCUCCACCCUCCCGCCGCCCGCCUCCGCCUGCGACCGCUGCGUGCACCGCACCAGAGCCGCCUACUACACCUCCUCGCUCACCCUCGCCGCCGGUUCCUGCGGGUACGGCGCGGCGGCCGCGUCCCUCAACGGCGACCUGCUCGCCGCUGCGGGCCCGUCACUGUACAGACAAGGCGUCGGCUGCGGCGCGUGCUUCCAGGUGCGGUGCAAGGACGAGGAGCUCUGCAGCACCGCCGGCGUGAAGGUCGUCGUCACGGACCGCGCCAGCACGAAGACGAACGACACCGAGCUCGUGCUCAGCAGCCCGGCGUUCGCCGCCAUGGCCCGCCCCGGCAUGGCCGCGCGGCUAGCCAAGCUCGGCGCCGUCGAGGUCGAGUACAAGAGGGUGCCGUGCGAGUACGAGGGCAAGAACCUCUCGGUGCGGGUGGAGGAGCGGAGCCGGGCGCCCAGCGAGCUGGCCAUCACGAUCCUCUACCAGGGCGGCCAGACGGACAUCGUCGAGGUCGACGUCGCGCAGGUCGGAUCGUCGUCGAGCUGGAGUUCGCUGACACGCGACCACGGGCCGGCGUGGAGCACGAGCCUGGCGCCGCCGGGGCCGCUGCAGCUCAGGGCGGUGGUGACCAGCGGGUUCGACGGGAGCUGGGUCUUUGCCGAACAUGAAGUCCUGCCGCGCCAGUGGCACGCCGGCGAGGUCUACGACACCGGCGUCCAGAUCACCAGCAUCGCGCAAGAAGCCUGCUUCCCCUGCGACACGCAGGAGUGGAAGUGACGGGUGACGGUGGAGAAACAUGCAUGAGCUGCACUGCUGCAGCCUGCAGCUAAGGUGUGAGAUGCUACGUAGUACUGUAUGUAGUAUCAACAUGUAGUGAUAACGAAGGCGAGGCCGUGGCCUGAAUCGCCGGACCUGCAAAAUACUACUCGAUGAAUAACGUCGCAUGCAUGUCGGGGCCCCGUUGGUUUCGGCAAUGAUGUUCUUUGCUCGAUGACAUAGCAAUUUUCAUUCAUGGGCGCCGAGCUCGAUCA